GGAAAAGUUUGGUUAUGUUGUGUUGACGAGUUGAAUUGAGGAGGAGAACUGAGAAGUCGUAGAGUCACGAACUGCGUUCUAUGUCAAUUAUUUAUCAUUUCUUGACGUUUAAGUUUAAACAUACCAGUGAUAGUGUCGCCGAUCCAAAAUGGAUUAUGAAUCAGCGGAGACGUUGCUGUCGAUUAAGAACGGUGGUUACCCAUCGGUGGAUCAGAUUCAGAUUAAAACGGAGAUUGAGGAUGACAUGAUGGACAUAGAGGAGCACCAGAUAUCGGCAAAUUCUCUUGACUCGAGUAUGGAGGCUGAGCCAAUUGACGACGAUGACGACGAGGACAACCAUGAAGCAAUGCCGGAACUUGGACCAGCGGCUCUGGGCCUUCAGCGGGUCGGUACGCAACCUCCUCGCAAAAGCAAACCGCCCACGCAGCCGAUUCAAGUCCUCAAUCGCAGGGGAAUGCCGGCUCGGAUAAGAAAAAAGAACAAGCUCUUUUACGACGACAUCAUGGUCAAUCAUCCUCAUCACAGUAGAAUAAAAAAAGAACCGGGCAGCUUGGAAGUGAAACCAUCGCCGAAGAAGAUGGGGCGUCCUUCGCCAGCGAAGAAAAUGUUGAGAAUGAAUAGUGGUGACUCGAUGAAAAAAAGCAGCAGCAGCAGCAGCAGUGGCGGCAAUUCAUCGAUCAGAGAGACCUCUUAUCAGCAGUCGCCGAUGAAAGAGGAGAGGGAGCAGACCAGCAGUAGUAGCAGUAGUAAACCAGUGAUGAUCAAGAUGCAGCAUCAACAGCACCAACAGCAGCAACAACAGCAACAGCAGCAGCAACAGCAGCCUUCUUCACCCGACAGACGAAUUGGUCAAAAAAUUGGAAUGAGACUCAGGAAUUUGUUAAAGUUGCCAAAAGCUCACAAGUGGGUCUGUUACGAGUGGUUCUACAGCAACAUAGACAAAACCCUCUUCGACGGGGACAACGACUUCAUGAUAUGCUUGAAGGAAUCGUUCCCGCAAUUGAAGACGCGAAAGCUGACUCGAGUCGAGUGGUGCAAGAUCAGGAGGAUGAUGGGGAAGCCUCGACGGUGCUCGCAGUCCUUUUUCGAGGAGGAGAGACGCGAGCUGGAGCGGAAGAGACAGAAGAUUCGAAUGCUGCAGCAGAGAAAGUGCUCGGACGUGCAGAUGUUCAAGGACUUGCCCUCGGAGAUUCCUCUGCAGUUGGUCAUUGGGACGAAAGUUACUGCGCGACUCCGAAAGCCGCAAGACGGCUUGUUCACGGGCAGCAUUGACGCCGUCGACACCAGCAACAACACCUACAGAAUCACCUUCGAGAGAGCCGGACUUGGUACUCACAGUGUGCCCGACUAUGAAGUUUUGGGAAACGAGCCUCCAGAAACGAUAACAGUGGCAUCGUUUGCACGCAAGUUUCGACCGAGUCAUGUGCAGUACGUGCCCUCGCCUCCGUACAUGAGCAAACUGAAUUGUAGCAGCAACAGCAACUCGCACAACAACUCGUCUCGGUUGUCGAGCAGCGGCGAUCCUCUGAUAUCCUCCUCGAACGCCGCCUCCUCCUCGAUCCCGAAAAAGUCGCAGAUGGGCGGCACGAUGAACGGAUAUCCGGUCAAACUGCUCGAGAGCAUGGUCCGACUCAGGAAAAUAUUGUCCGAGAAGAAGAUCAAGGUUCAGAAACUCAAGGAGAUGAACACGGAGUGCGAAAUGAGGAGAUCCCUGGGAGAACCUCUGCCUCCGGAAUUCGAGAGGAAAUACGCUAGAAUUGUUGUGGAACUGGAGAGAAUGAAUUUGGCGCUGCAGGAUUUCCUGAACGAGGUUCAGGACAUGUGCCUGGACAUGGCUCCGGAACCGAGCGUCGCAGCAAUGCUGGCGCCUUCUCAUCUCCGAGAGAAGUGCAGGCAAGAGGCUUCUGACAUGGUCGCCAAAAACAAUAUGAUCAACGACAAGGAACCGAACAAAAUGACCCAGCUCGUCACUGACCUCACGGCCCUCAUUCUUCAAGUUAAGUGUCUCUCGGACUCGGACAAGAACGCCUAUGAAUUGCAAGUCCUCCAGGGCACAAUGGAGCAAAUAAAGUCGAAAUUGGCUCCGCAGAAUCUCCAAGUUUUCCAGAACUGUGUGGAAGUCCACAUGCAACACAUACAGCUGGGGUUGGGACAACUCGGCGCUCUCACGCCUUUCAUGACGCAGAAAACUUAGCACUGCAGAUGACAAAAAGAACACACACUGCUUAAUCGUUGAGAUGAAAAUCUACCUGGAUUCUGAAUCAUUAUCAUCAUCUUUAUCAAGGCAAGGCAAAGCAAAACAAGACAUAUGGUAUCAAUCGGCUAAAAAACAUGACUCUACCAUAGAUUAAUUAAUUAUUCUCAAAUUCAGAUUUAUUAUAUAGUUAGAAAAAAAAGUUUUGCAUUACGAGUUUAGAUUGAUACGUAUUUUUAAUUGAAAAAUUUGAAUCCUUGUUUGCUCACUUGCUGACUUGCAUACUGUUUUCUACUCGAUUGAAUAAAUCUUUUAAUUGAUGAUUUAAUCUCUAAAACGCUAGAAAGGUACAAUCCAUUUAUCUGUGAAAUUGGCACUGGGAGCUGAGUGAAGUGAAGAUCAUGCCCUGUUUUUUUUGUAUUUAAUACUAUAUAUGUAUAAUUUACGACGUGUAAAGAUUGUAGUACCUAUAUAGUAAUAAUAAUAGUAAUAAUGUUUAUACAUUUAAGUCUUACAUUCUAUUCGAUUUUUAUUUUGUAUAUAAAACUGCUGCAUCUAGGAAUGUUUGAGAAAAUAUUGCCAAAAUGACGAGCCGAAAGUGCAACAUUUUUUUGUAUUAUCAUCAUUCUUAGCUGUGUCUAUGAUACACAGAUUUCGCUAUUUAAUCGGCGACAAGAGAAGAGCUAUUAGACAAACACACUCUCGUCUUUAUCCACGUCGCGCACGGUGGCUUUUGCUUUUUAAAUUUGUCUUCUUAAGUACCAAUCACAAAACCGCAGACACGCAAACAGAAAAGAAAAAACAUCACUCUUUUUUUUAAUAAUUCGAUGUAAACAUUUUUAGUUUAUUUAGCCAGGAAACUCUUGGAAAUUAAGAGAACGCAGCACCCGAUCGACAAACCACUCUUAAAAAAAUAAACAAAUAAAAGUGGAAAGAGAGUUGUAAUAAAGGAGAAAUAAAAAGGAAA
Molecule: messenger RNA, 3161 nt
Organism: Belonocnema kinseyi
Lineage: Eukaryota; Metazoa; Arthropoda; Insecta; Hymenoptera; Cynipidae
Gene: mip130
Product: protein lin-9 homolog
Exons: 7
Coding region: 149-2194 (681 amino acids)
Biological process (GO): regulation of cell cycle; regulation of transcription by RNA polymerase II; DNA-templated transcription
Cellular component (GO): transcription repressor complex; nucleoplasm
Molecular function (GO): DNA binding
Source: RefSeq, a predicted model, not a curated record